Messenger RNA from Pundamilia nyererei, 5655 nucleotides. It is a transcript of the gene nhsl2, whose product is annotated as NHS-like 2. Gene Ontology annotation, biological process: cell differentiation. The record is from RefSeq and is a predicted model, not a curated record. The transcript is spliced from 10 exons. Lineage: Eukaryota; Metazoa; Chordata; Actinopteri; Cichliformes; Cichlidae. Bases 250 to 4350 code for a protein of 1366 amino acids.
CGCAGCAGCCGACUCUCUCCUCUCCACUGAAAAAAAUAGAAAAAAAAAUUCGCUUGCAGUCAAAAACAAUGAGGGCGCACGACGCGCAACUCGCUCCGAGCCGCUCAGCCAGCAGCGCACUUUUACCUCCCGGAGGAUCCGUGGCGUGUGGCUGUGCGCCACCCGGAGGGAGAAGGUCCACGGGGAUAUAACUUGACUGUCUGAGGAGUUUGAUAUUUUUGGAAUCAGAGGAGGCGGGAGAGAGAAAUCAUGCCUUUUUGUAAACGCACGAUAUUUCCGAAAGAUGUGUGCAAGCCCGACGGCAAGAGGCUGCAGCAGCAGCACCAGCAGGAGCAAGGGGAGAUUUUCGGGGACUUGGCGGACGUGUGCAGCUUCACCCUGUGCUCGGUGCUCCGACAGCUCUCGGAUUUGUCCCGGCACUCGGUGAGCAUCCUGGAGGAGCUGGAGGGAGACCUUGUGUCCAUCUGCCACCGGUCCUGCGCGCUGGAGGGCAGAGUGGUCCGACUGCAGAGGCACGUCGCAGAGCUGGUCAGCAAACCUCCACCGAGAACCACCAGCGGACUAGAGGCAGAGAGCGGCAGGCGCGGUGGCAGCAGCAGCAGCCACGGCGAUGGAAACCACAGCAGCAGCAGCGGCGGCGGCGGAGGCAGCAGCAGCGGCGGCGGCACGGCCCACUUCAGGUCUCCAUGGCAACAGAGCGUGAACGUGUUCGGCUCGUGGAGCAGGCCGGAGUGUGUCGAGGAGCUGCACCAGCAGGCGCAGCUCAACCUCCAGAGCCUACUGCAAGAGUUUGAGGAGCAGUUGUACGACACCAAGCUGACCGGUCAGACUUUCCGGCAUCCGUCCUCACAGAGCUCCGACGACACGUCCACCUCCCUCAGCCGAUCGCCCAUCUCCCUCAACAACAAGAGGCCCGACUUCAUCUUUCUGCCAGCAUCAAAGCAGCUCUACGAAGAUGAAACCACCUCCUCUGUGUUUGGUCUGAGGUCUGUUACCGACCUAUCUCCAUCCCCGUCUCCAUCCCCCUGCAGCUCAGACCGGCCCCCUCUAGGCUGGAGCAGUAACAACAGUAGCAGCAGUACUGCCACGUCGGCCACUACUGGACCGCCAGUCGCCGAAAAACCUCGCUGGCACCUGGGAAGACGCACACCGGCACACUUCUUACCACUCGACGUCACAGGUGAAGGGAGAGGAUUGAAAUUCCACGGUGUUGAUCUUCUCCAGCACUCUCCGUCCCCUUCCCCCUCUCCCGGGGACCCUUUCCCCCACCAGCCCCACUCCCUGGAGCCUGUUACUGACACACCGCACCAGAAUCUCCCACUGAGGAAGACACACUCUGACCUCGACACAACCUUACCUGCAGACAACCGUUUGGGGCUGCCUGCCCCAGAUCACCUUCACCCAGAAACUAUGGACCAUUCUGGGCUGCUCUGCUCAAAUACACCCACCACUUCCUGGAACGGACCCAAGGGUUCCACCUUUUCUCCUGGAGCGUGGAACGAGCCUUACAAUUACAGUAAGAACAAAGGACCAGCGGUACCACCCAAACAGCACAGUAUCAUCGGAGGAGGGACCCAGGAGGGGGUGAUGCUGGUGAGCUCAGGACAUUCAAGCUCAUUCAAGACUGUGACAGACCCUUCUCGGAGACCAUUGAAUAACAUGGACAUAGGGAAGCGGAGUGAGACAGAGGGGGCUGCAGUUGAUGGAGGAAGAGGGGGAGGAGGGGAAGCAGUGAGAGGACGGGAGAGGUCGGCACGUUCCAUAGCAGCACAGAAUGCUUUCAAGUUUCGAGAGCGUUCCCUUUCCACACCCACAGAUUCUGGAUCUUUUUGUUUCACAGAGGGUGUUAUAGGCCAUCCGGAUGGUAAUAUAACAUCUACAGGAAAUGGGAAUACUAUGGACCACCAACAAGAGCAUCACAACUUCCUCGGCUUAGGUGAGAAUUACGCCCUUCUCUACCCUAGAGGGAGCUCAGAAGACAGCGCAAGUACAACUGACACAAUCUCCGUCACAGCUUCAGACUACAGCACAGAAGGCCGUUUGCGCCUACGUUCCCGCUCCAUCUCCCUUAAAAAAUCCAAACGAAAGCCACCACCCCCUGUGAGGAGUGUCUCUCUUAUGAAAAACCUUGGACAAGCUGAGGGCAGAAUACACCAUCAAGGUGGUCUUUACAGAGAUGGCCGACCAAAGAGCCUGCACAUUCCCAGGGAUCACUUCCCUGACUUUCAGCCAGAUUUCCUUCUGCCCAACUUGUCUAAAACCAGUAUUGGUGAGCGAGAGCCAGGCCAAGGAGGGAAUGACAGACCUCCAAGUCUAGAGGUCCAGGCACCAGAGAGGGAGGGGGAGACAGAAAUUACUUUUCCCACGCACUGGCAGCUAGGGGAGUGGAAGAGCAAUGAUCCAUACAGGUCUCUGUCAGGCUCCAGCACAGCAACAGGUACUACAGUGAUCGAAUGUAUGAAAGUCAGAGGUAGCUCAGAGUCCCUUCUUGACUCUCCCUCCACCUCGAGAGCCACAUCACCCUUACAGCUUUCCAUGGAGACUGACAUCAAGGCAUCAUCCCCCUUCAAACCUCCAGGACUUAUGUCCCCAUCAAGUGGCUAUUCCAGCCAGUCAGAGACUCCCACCCCAACUGUUCCACUCAGUCAUCUGGCAGGUCAGGGGACUGUGGGUACAACAGGUACAAUAGGUUGUAAGAUGCGCCCCAAAAUCCCAGAGAGGAAAUCAUCUCUACCAUCACCCAAGGAUCCAGCUGCUAGGUCUAGACUGUCCUUUGAAAUGCCUGGGAAUGCACAUCUGGAGCUUUCGUCCAUCAAGCCAAAACAAAAGGCCAGCCGGCGGCAUUCUGACACUUCGACAGCAGCAAAGCCAGGAAAGAUCAGCCCGAGUUCCUCACAGGCACUGCCUAUGGUUACCCAGAACGAGCUAAAGACUGUUCGGCUUCGUUCAGUUUCUCGUGGAGACCUAGAAGACUGCCCUGAUGGAGCCUCUGACACCAUCGAAGAGGAACAGCAUGGCCGCGAUAUAGGCGAGGAUCCCAGCCCACCACCCACUCUACCAAAACCUAAACCACCUGUAGCAGUCAAGCCUCCCUUACCUAAACGGCCCAUGAACCUUCUUCUCAAGUCUCCUUCUCCUUCCUCCACUUCCCCUCUGGCGCUUGACUCGCCUCCUGCCUCACCUGUAGACCGACCUGUGCCUCUAGGCAACAUCUACAAAGUCAUGAAAAAGCCAAAACCCAAAAAACCUCCACCACAAGCUCCAACAAAUCCCACUAUUCUGUCAGAUUCAAACUCUAUGGCUGCUCCACAAACUGCCUAUGAUCAAUCGUUCCUCCCCCUAUCCCAGUCCCUGUUUGAUCUCCCUCCUCUCCCAGACCCUCAGCCUCUCCUGGAAGACCCAGUUUUGGAGCCUGAAUUUGAUGUUGACCAAGAGAUUCGUCUUGGCCCCGAAGAUGGAGGCUCACUCCCUUCACCUUGCAGCAAUCAGGAGGCCCCAGAACUUCAGGACAAGAGCAAGACGCUACCCUCAAGAAUGACAGUCUCCUGUCUGGCAGAGCUGUCAGACAAAAAGAAACCCAAGGUUCCACCUCCAGUCCCCAAGAAGCCAAAUGUUCUGCUUCUUCCCACCUCAGUCCACUCCUCCACUAAUGGCAGCACAGACCGUCAGACGCCACAGACUGACAGCCCCGUGGGCCUUCGGUCUCCGGUAGGAACAUUCCCACCAGAUGAUAUUCUCAAUGCUCCCAGUGUUCCCGACAUGCCUGAGCAAGAUGAGAACCACUUGGGAACAGAUGAAGAAAGUUCCAAAGAGUCAUCACUACAAUCCUCUCUUCAAGAUUCCUCUCUCACAGAGCUGGAAGGGAAGAUGGCUGGUACUGGGAUAGGGACAGAUGAACCAGCAGCCAGUGAAAAGACUGUACUGCACAUCGAAGAGGAAACAGAUGACGACUUGUUGGCCAGCACACCUACAACACACACCACCGAAGACCUCUUCACUAUUAUACACAGGUCCAAACGAAAGGUCCUGGGUCGCAAAGAACCUUCCGACUCGUUUGGCAGUCGCCAGAGUUUGGUGUCACCGGUGAAGCACAGCACCAGCGGUAGCGACCUCAGAAAUCUAACCUUGGGCAGCAGCCAGAGGUCGAGCUCCCGCAACGAGAACUUCAUGGCCCUCCUUCAGAAGAAAGGCAACAAGUCUUCCAGCGGAGGAACCAGAGUCUCUGCCAUGGAGCUUCUAAAAAGCACAAACCCCCUGGCCCGACGUGUCACGGAGUUUUCAGCCAACACGGCAUCGAAUGCCGAGGGAGGAGAGACAACGGCUGGGAACGACAAACCCAGCGAUCAGUGAAUGGAAGCGUCUACGCAGAUGUAAACCAGGUCUGUUUGCUGUCGACAAAGCUACCAACCAUUUCCAUGGCCUGCCACCCUAUGGGGGACGGGGCCAUCUGACGAACAUGUCCAACCAGAUCGCUCCAACUACUGGUUGACCAUUUGCACUGUCCAAUCAAAUUGGAGCACACCUUUGGACAAAAUGGUCCCUCCCACGGUUGGAGCACUGUUGGUCCGAGUCAAACCAGCCCCUCUAGGAAAGCAAGACAUCAACGGAGAGAAAAGUAGGUUCUCACAAUAUAUUUAAUGGAAGGUGGAGGUUUUGAGGUCAUGCUUCUAAACUGCACUGCACUAUCUUUUCCUCAUUGGGAAUUUGUUCAGUGUGGAGGCUAGUUGGGUGGAGCAGACCACUGGGAAUGUAAAGAUACACAGCAGGCAUCUUUACUCCUGGGCUUCUUCCAGGUGAAUACAACAAAAAAACCCUGAUGACUACGGGGGAGCGUAUCUGAACCUGUGACCAUAUUAAUCCCCCCUAAAGAGGAAUCCCAUCAAUCCACAAAACAAAUGGAAUAAAAACACUGAAAAUACAAGACUUUAACACAAUUUACCCUCGAUUCUACCAAACCCCUUGAGCUAGCAGCAUUACAGGUCCAUCACCUGUGGACCACUGACAAAGGAAAUAUUCCCAAACCUUGGACCUUGUGGUUCCGUCUUCUCUCCACGGUGAAUGCGACACCACAGCAGCCCUCUCAGCUCCAGACAGACAGGAUUACAUAAAAGAGCCGGAUUUACAAACAGAAACCACAAGGCGGGGGCACGCUUUUUGCCACCAAAGAUGAGGCAUGAGCACACCACACGUGUUAUCGCUCGUGCUGUGAACACAAACACGGACCUUCACAAAACAUUCCACAAAGGCGCUCGGCAAACGGACCACAUUUUUGGAACAUAAGCACUUUUUUCCCCCUUACUGGUGUCGCAGGUCGUUUACACGGCGCAAACACUGCGCCGCUACCUUUUUCCUCAUCUGUUACUAUCUUUUCACUCUUUCUUUGGUUUCUUUUUCUUUUUUCUUUUUUUUUGCAUAUAUUUUUUUCUUAAACAUACCCAGUGGCCAUAUACUGUACAUGUUAAACUGGAUCAUACUGUAAUGUAUCAUGUACAAAGAUAAAUGUAACGCAUCUAUCAACAACUAUCAUCUGCAGAAACAAAGACUAUAAAUAGUGUACAAAGCAGCAAGAAGAUUGGACUACAAACUGCCCACGCAGUGAGGGGAAUACACACACUCAAACACACACACACGCAAAGACUGCCAAGCAAAAUGUUA